UUAUUUUUUUUUGCAUGCUCGAUAGAAACAAGAACCGGAUUUUAUUACAUUUUACAGCGCUGGAGCUCGAGGUGGGGUUGCAUGCUUUAAACGUGAAGCCGCCUUUUGUUGAGGGUCCGGGCUGUUACCGCCGCCAACUAACCCAACGCACCUCGCUCGGUUGUAUAUAUUUAUAUAAUAAUUUUUUUUCUUAACGUGUCCAUGCAGGCUCGGUUUUACCUGGAAGUCUCUUCCCCGAGCACACACACACACACACACACCAGUCAUUGUAUGGGUCGGUGUUUGUGUGUGUGUCUCCGGCGUGCAUACACGCUGCGAGAUAGUUCCACGCGCAGAGGCCGACCACAGCACACAACAACUACAGCAAAGGGGAGGGGGCUCUAAACAUGGUCGGUGUGCGGGGAAGGAGCAGCGGGUUCAGCCGUCUUUCUGCAGAUUUGUGCGACCGCCGACGGAGUCAAUCCCUUGUUUGUGUGGCACCGUCCGCUGCGUGAAGGCGCACACAUGAGACAGAAAUAGCCCUGGAAAUAAGCGCGGAUUAAUCUGAGUUAAACGCGUUACCGUUGUGCGGUCAGUCCGCUCAUUUUUUUUUUUUGGGUUUGUUGUUGCGGUCAGUGAGUUUAACAGCCCCCUGUAUUUUUUUUCCUGUGAGAACUUGACGCCGUGUCGUGCUGCUGCAGGCCUGACCCGUGUGAUUUACUUCCUAGGUCUGAAGAGCUGAGGAAAUAUGAGCGACAAGGGGACAGUCUCGCCGAAAGAGAAGGAGGCAACAGAGAAGAGGGGGCGUGGAAGACCCCGCAAGCAGCCCCAAGUAAAGACCUCUGACGAACCAAGCGGCUCCCCGGCUCCCAAGAGGUCCAGAGGACGGCCGAAGGGCAGCAAAAACAAGACGGCCACCAAGGGCAAAAAGGCGGCAGCACCAGCCCCGGCUGUGGGGGGGAAACGCAGAGGGAGACCUAAGAAGGAGGAGAAGGAAGAAAAAGCAUCCCAGGAAUCAUCUGAGGAGGAGGAGGAGGAGGAGGAAGAUGAAGAAGACCAGUAAUUACAACGCAUGCUACCUCACUCAACAUACUGACUUACUGUUAACCAGAACUGGGCUGUAUCUCCAACACCAGGUGCCACCACAUGACCACUGUUCACGACAAAGCCCUCUUUGCCAAAAGGAGGGUUAAACACAGUACAAAUAUCAUGCAGCCGCACUGGAUAGAACGAUGGACCUUUUGCUCAAGCAUAGAUCUAAGAAUUACAUGAAAGGUAACGGUCCUUUUCUCAACACGUCAUGUUAUCACGAGUCUUUUAUACUGGACAAAGGUGUGCUCAGAGGAGCAUGGACAUUUCAGUUUUUCCCCCUAAAGAUGGUUUGUAGGACAUUUCCUCUGCUUAAUGUUACUUAUUUGUUGAACCUGCAUCUGAGAUGGUAGGGCAUAUAGAUUUCUUUCCUCCAUGUUUUGUACUGGACAAAGGUGAAUUUUACCUAAACUUUUUUUUUUUUUUUUUUUUUGUGUGUGUGUGUUCCGUGUGAAGUGGUUAACCUAUCCUUUGCAUCGUAUUAUAGAUGGAGUUGAACUUCAGCGUUUAAGAUGAGAUAACAGGCGGUAGGGUGUAUUUUUCCUGCUUUUUAAAAAAACAAAAUCUGCAUUAACUGAUUUUGCCCCAUCCCACCAGUAGAGCAGAAUCCUCUUCACCACCUUUUACCCACAUCCUGUCGGACAGUUCAGGUCUCGUUACGCUUCUCGAACUUCCUUCAAGGUCCUCUGCGUGUAGUUGGGAGAUGUAACGUGUAUUGUUAGUCUGAUUACUUACUGUUUUUGUUCCUUCGGGUUACAUACCAUUUAAACAAACAUGAGUGUGCUGCUUUUCAAUAAAACUCAAAUCUUUUUUUUUUUUUUUGGUAUGUGUUUUUAAGGAUGGUAGGCAGAGAGCAUCAGUGUCAUUUCUUCAGGGAGCUUUUUACGAAUGCCGUCACAUCGGCGUCUUUGUCCUCAACAUGGUGUCUUUGUCUUCACGUGGUCCUCGGUUUCCAUGCGCUCACCCAAUCACUCGCAAGGCAAAUUGCAAUUGGUCAAACCAGGAGUUUGAUUGUAAUGGAGGAUAGUUGGUGGCAUUUACUAUCCAACAGGGCUGCAAGUAUGUUUUUCAUUCCAUCGAGCUCACUGCUUCGCCUAGCUCGGUCCUUCUGUCAUCACCUAGAACAGUAAUCUACUUAAAUAGUCUUUUGAAGAUGUGUGUUGUUCGCUGUCUGCUACAAGAAGAGAAAAAAAAAAAAGUUUGUGUAUUUCUAAGUGUCAGGGAACCUGCAGUCACAGUCCUCUUAACUGGGUUUUUUCCACACACCUAAGCUGCUACAACCUCAGUUACGAACCCGGAAAACUGCAAACAGGCGAUACAAGGCCUGGAAUUUCAUACCUCACUCAAUGGCUUACUUUACAGUGUAAUUGCAUUUAACUGGGGUUUUUUUAAUGUAACCUCUGGCAUGAGUUAGAAAAUUGUUAUUACAAAGGUUUUUAUUUUUAUUUUAACCUGUCAUGGUAUAUCCAAGAUGUCAAAUGUUGUGAUUGUGUGCUCACACGCAGCACGUCGUGGCUCGUUCAUAACCGGAGCUCGCAGACCGGUUAAUGUGUGAAGCAAGUCAGGGAGACCUGUCAGCUUGACAACUGUGUUCGCUGACUGUGGUAGACUAGCAGGUGUGUUUUUAUUCUUCUGGUGCACUGAAAUGUUUGGUUCAGAUGUUCAUGGACUAAUGUUUGUGAUGGACUGGCCUCUCUUUUUCCACUUAACUGUCCCGUCGGCCGCCGUGUGUUCGCCACACGGCGGCCGUACUCAUACAACGGUCGUUUCACGUAUCUUUCCCAACAUCCUCAAACUACUCUGGACAAUAUCGGUAUCAUUUUUACAUGCCAACAUCCGUUCAUUUAUAUACUGUCAAUAGGAUGGGAUCAUUCUUUUUAAUGUACACCGUAUAUAAAUGUACAAUGUCUAUAUUUCUAUGGUGCCCUACAACAAUUUGUAUCAGAAAUGGUCAAUAAAGAUUUUUUUCUUUGUCAAUGUUUGUCAUGCAUCCAGUUUUUCCACCCAACACCCCACUAGACUUGCAGGUGUGCAUCGUAGUCCUUGAUACCAUACAGACUAAUUGAGAUGCAGAUGACAAUGAGCAUAAAGACGAGUCGUAUCAAUUUAUUCAUAUUUAAAUGACGGUGAAACUUUUACAGUGCUGCCAAAUUCACAUUUACAUCAGUAGUUCAUUGACUUUUCACGUGCAACCCGAACUCUGUUAUACCAGUGCAAACCAAUGUAAUGAUUGGAUAUUAAUAUAGUUUCAAUUGUGACAAACCUAUUUCACAAAUUAAUUUGUCUUUUAACACAAAAUAUAGUCUUCAGAUAAUUCAUAUAAAAUGAACAGUGAGUUGUAAAGAUGACCGGGGAGCACGGAGGAACAUGUUCAGCGAUAAAAAUGUUUUUAUCCCAAAUCACAAGUGAAACAAUCUAUAAAAACGCUCUCAUUCUGAAACAUCUAGAUGUGACGCAUAACAUCAAGUCCAGGCAUCAUCUGUCCAAGACAUUUAU
Anarrhichthys ocellatus (wolf-eel) is the source of this 3564-nucleotide messenger RNA. It is a transcript of the gene hmga1a, whose product is annotated as high mobility group AT-hook 1a. The record is from RefSeq and is a predicted model, not a curated record. Gene Ontology annotation, molecular function: transcription coregulator activity; DNA binding. Gene Ontology annotation, cellular component: nucleus; chromatin. NCBI's taxonomy places the organism in Eukaryota, Metazoa, Chordata, Actinopteri, Perciformes, Anarhichadidae. The transcript has 4 exons. The coding region runs from base 728 to 1042 and encodes 104 amino acids. Gene Ontology annotation, biological process: regulation of DNA-templated transcription.